Phytophthora sojae is the source of this 2703-nucleotide messenger RNA. RefSeq lists its product as hypothetical. The transcript is spliced from 7 exons. The coding region runs from base 1 to 2703 and encodes 900 amino acids. The record is from RefSeq and is a predicted model, not a curated record. Lineage: Eukaryota; Oomycota; Peronosporomycetes; Peronosporales; Peronosporaceae.
AUGGCUCCUCAGUCGCGUGCAUUCGCCGACGCGGCUGCCGCUGCUCUUCGGGCUCUCCAGUGCUCCGGACCGGGAGCUGUUGAUGUCGCCACCGACACUUCGGGUCGUCGUCCGGCGCGCCAGGCUCGUUCGGCGGGUGCCCCCGCCCCUAUCGCCGCUGGUGCUGUGCCCCCAGCCCCGGCCGCGCCUGCAGGUGACCCUACGCUCAUUCCUGCCGCCUCCGGGACCUCGACUCCCUCGCCGGCAGUUCCCAGUGAAGAGGCUCCCGACUCGCCGCCGACACCGUCGCCAACUCCCGCGCCUUCGGUCACGUUGGCAACUCGCGGGGCGUCGGUUCCUCCGACAGUGGUCGUCUUGGGCGAGCAGCAGAUGCUGGAACUCGCUCGUCUCGUCGUGGGUGUUGCCCGUUCACCUCCAGCUCGAGUCAACGCUGCUCUCGACCACAGCCUGCAAGCUGCUACUAACGUCGGUGAGGUGCUGGCUGCUGCCGUUGCUCCUCCGCGUCUCCCUCUUGCGGAGGCUGAUGAACGGGUGGCCCUCCGCCGCGAGAACGACCGGCUGCAGGCAGAGCUCUCCGACGCCAAAGAUAAACUCGCUGAAGAAAUGAACCUGCGGACCAAGUCGGACUACUUCCUCGUCGCGGCCAACUCCGAGUGCGACCAAGCUCUGGACCUCGUCCAGGACAUGCGCGUCCAGCUCAGCAACGCCAGCGCUCAGUUGAUGCAAGCGAACGCGGCCAUCGCUCACCACGCUGACGUCACUCAGUCGUUGGAGAAGCGGACCUCGUUGCUGAGGCCGAUUCGGCCGCUGCUGUACGUCGGAACACCCAGCUCCACGAGCUUGGAGAGGCUUCGGAAGCAGUUGGCCGACCGCGACCGAGCAAACGUCAUCCCCGCACGCAUUCAAGCGUUGACGGACGAGAACAACAGCUUGCGGCGAGCGAAUUCUAUCCUUCGUCGGCCCUCAGCAGCACCCGGACUCGACGUCGACACCUUGGUCCUAGCCUCAGCCGGCAUCUCCGCCGCAGAGAUUGAUUGGAAUCUUCUCGGGCUGUCCCCACCGACGGUCACUGUUGAGAGUCCACGCCAUGACGAAUCCUCGUCAGAGGAGGGAGAGGAGUCCAAGACGACCGACGUGCCGAUGGCUGAGUCCACCGAGGCUACGUCCGCUCCCGCUGCUUCGGUGGGCGCUUCUGCUGGUUCCCCGGUCUCCACUGAGUCGUCAUCGCGCAAGCGGGGUCGGCAAACCGAGUCUGCUUUCGUCGGGAAUACGGCAUCCCAGCCUCCUCCUCACAAACGCUUCGGCAGACCGCCAGUCAACCUGAGGGCCAGGGCUGCAGCGGCCGCCGCGCCAUCUAGUCCUCGUUCGGCAUCAGGAGGAGAGAUUUCCCCGCCUCCUCGGUCGAUGACGUCCCCUUGUAUCCUCGGCUGGCCCGUCGCGCCUCGCCUCCCUCGCCAGCCCCAGCAGCAGGAAUCGUCUGACGUGGCGUUUGGAGGGGGUAAGAGUCCUAGCGACACUUCACAAGAUGACCUUGAGCCCGGCGAGAUUCCGGGGGUGUCGGCCAGCGCUCAGGGUGUUCAAGGUUCUGCCACCGAGCCUUCCGGUACUGUCAUCGAGGUUCCAUCCAAGGGUUCGCCUUCCGCGGCGGCUUCCAUUCCUUCGCCAGUCUCGUCUGGUACAGCCGGCGUCGGCCGUGCCCCUCGAGAAUCGGCUGCUGGGGUCACCGAGGGCUCUGGCGGCCCGCCAGACCGUCCACCUAGCGGUGAGUCGCCUCAUGAGUCCGAGACUUCCGAGGACCGCGCAGCGUUGUUCCUGGAGAUGUUCGGCCCCGACGAAAGAGAGGAAACCUCGGUGGCGCAACCUGUCGCUCCUUCGGAGGCUCCUUCUCCUCUGGUUGCCGCGACCGGGGUUCCUGUAGCUUCACAAGCGGCCACCGUGCCAAUCCCGAGUCGACUCCACACUCGGUCGGCCUCUGUUCACGCUCGGGCGAUGGUAACAGCAACGGUGACAGCUUCACCGAGAGCUGGACCUGCGUCGAUUGCCCCAGCAGUCGUUGACGCUUCCGACGUAGCUCCUGGAUCGCGUAAGCUCAGUGGUCUUGCUACCCGCCGGGACGACUUGGUCGCCCCCAGUUCAGUGGAUGGAAUCGUGGAGUUUGGCUUGUGGACGGAUCCUGCUCACCCCUUCCAAGUGUUGCGCCAGCUUUUCCCAGACGAGCCUUGUUUGAUCGAUACGACGGGUUUUCCAUCCUCGGUGGCUAUAUCCCGUCGUGCAACUGGUCGGACUCUUCUCGUUCGCCUAUGGCGGCAGUUCCAGGGGUACUCCUACCACUCCACCGAGAGGGGCGACCUUGGUUUCACCUUGUGGGAGCGUCGCCACUGGAUUAGGGGUAAUGCUGUCAAGGCGUAUAUCGACAACCUCGCCAGCACCCUCGGUCAGCGCAACGUGCAAGUCCUAGCGCUUCGACAAGCGUGGUCCAAGUACCACCGAGAGCGCAGUUAUCGUGCAGAUCGCUUGCGAGACCAGAUGCUCCACAAGGUGUGGAAUGGGGCCAAUACGUACGACGGACAACCUCCACAGCACCGCACCGAGGUUUUGCUGGAGCCGUCGUACCUGCAAUACUCGUUCAAGGUGAUGGAGUGGGUCCCCACUACCGACGACUGGGUCUCCGAGGUGGCGGACGUGGAUGCCCGCGAGCCGUGA